AUGCUGAAAUUAUGGCUAAGAAAAAAUCAGAUACAGGACUCUACGAAUCUGCUGUAUCCUUUAAAAUCGACGCUCGAAAUAUUCCAACACCACCGUUAUCUUAUCCAAUUACGUGGUCGCCUUUCUAUGAGCUUGGUCUUAAAAUAGAAGCACCACGAAAUCGUGCAACUGCUGUGUGGCCUGAAAAUGCAUCUUACACUGAAAUUCGUAUGUCAGCACCCAAUAAUGUUGAACUUUCAUGUGACAUCGAAUUUAAUGGCAGUAAAAACGAAAAUUGUGCAUUAGCGCAGUUUGAUAAUGACAAACAACAGUGGCAACUUUUGUUUGCACCUCAAUGUACAGGUCUUCACAAACUCAUAAUUUAUGCUCGACGUCAAUCUGAUUCUCAAACAUCGUUCAAUGCAGUUGCGGAGUUCGAUCUCAACGUCACAAAACUUCGAAAAACAAUUAAAUUUCCCCUAACAUACGCUAAAUUUCAAACCAAUAAAUGUCGAAUUUAUGAACCACUUCAUGGUACACUUAAAAGAGACGCUAUUUUACCAAUUCAUUGUGUUAUUCCUGGAGCAGAUGAUGUAGAUUUACAAGUUGAUUCUCAGUGGAUGAAGGCAAAAGGAUAUAAAGACCCCGUUUUAAGAACAGAGAUAAAAGUUGGGUCAAAAGAUGUAACUAUCUAUGCGAAAUAUGAUCAAAAUACAAGCUAUAAUGGACUUGUGCGAUAUUCUGUUGAAUAA
Molecule: messenger RNA, 731 nt
Organism: Rotaria sp. Silwood1
Lineage: Eukaryota; Metazoa; Rotifera; Eurotatoria; Philodinida; Philodinidae
Source: the annotation of a GenBank genome assembly